AAGCACAAUGGCGGUUGAGCAACAAGCAGUUCAUGCUUUCACACUGACAUGUUUACUUUCAUCACUGCUGCUCCAAACUUGUCGGACAUUUGCCGAAGAACUGAAGUGGGAUGAGAACGGCUACGUUUUGUACUGCCCGUGCAUGGGUCGCUUUGGGAACCAGGCAGACCACUUCCUGGGAUCUCUGGCCUUUUCAAAGAUGUUGAACCGAACCCUGGCAGUCCCUCCCUGGAUAGUGUACCGCCACCACACACCCCCUUACACCAAUGUCCAUGUUCCCUACAGGGAUUUCUUCCAGUUAGAGGCUUUGUCUGCCUACCACCGUGUGGUCAGUUUGGAGGACUUCAUGGAGAAGCUGGCCCCCAAAUAUUGGCCCUUGGGACAUAGGAACGCCUACUGCUUUGAGACUGCUGCACAGCGGAGUGCAGACAAGAAAUCCUGCCCUAUGAAGGAUGGGAACCCAUUUGGUCCAUUCUGGGAGUACGUCGGGGUGGAAUUUGACAAGUCUGUCUUGUUUGGUGGUAUUUCUUUUAGUGCCUACCACAACCCUCAGUGGAUGAAAAAGUUUCCUCCCUCUGAGCAUCCUGUCCUGGCGCUGCCUGGGGCUCCUGCCCAGUUCCCAGUGAUAGAGGAGCAUGUGGGGCUGCAGCGCUAUGUAGUGUGGUCAGACAACAUGGUGAAGGAGGGAGAAGAGCACAUUGCCGCCUUGCUGACCAGGCCAUAUGUUGGCAUUCACCUGAGGAUUGGCAUCGACUGGCAAAAUGCAUGCAAAAUGCUGAAGAGUGGCGAUGCAGGGCCUCACUUCAUGGCCUCUCCUCAGUGUGUCGGUUACAACCGCCAGACAGCACUACCUCUCACCAUGACCAUGUGCCUUCCUGACCUGGCGGAGAUUCACAGGGCUGUCAAGCUGUGGGUGAAGAAGAACUCUGCCCGCUCUGUCUACAUUGCCACUGACUCAGAGUCCCACAGCAGGGAUAUUGAAAAGCUCUUCAAGGGCAAGGUGAAAGUGGUGAGUCUCCAGCCAGACUCAGCCCAGUUGGACUUAUACAUUUUAGGCCAGGCUGACCACUUCAUCGGCAACUGUGUCUCCUCCUUUUCUGCCUUUGUAAAGAGGGAGCGGGACGUGCAUGGGCUUCCAUCCUCCUUCUUUGGCAUGGACAAGCCUGGAAAAUCAAAUCAGAAAGAAGAACUCUGAGUAGAAAGUGUCACCCUCUGGACGCUAAUGCUAGAUGACUGUCAUGAGGAAGCAAGAACGCAUGUAAAAAGUAGAGAAUAUUUAUCAUUUUUUUAUGAUGGUUCUUAAUGAGUAAAGCAAGAUAAAUGAAGGCAGAGAACUGAGGAAGGGCUUUUAAAACAGGAUGUAGCCUGCGGUUGUAUUAAUGUUUGUGAAAUGUUAUGACAUGUUGCUGCUAGCAAGAAACACUAUGUUUUUGUCUGUUCCCUGCUUGAAAAUUCAGUAUUUGUAUGUUCCUUCUCAAAAUUUGGCCUCUACCUGCUGUUGUUCACUACAGUAAAACCAGUUUUCUUUUCCACCAGGGAAACACAAGGUUUCCCCAACAUUUCCUUUAGCUACAGCUGUAUUCUUUAGCUGCAAUCAUGUUUUGCAAUCCCGACAUCUAGCAGGCCCUCUGAUGACCUCAGUGAACCCUGGGAAAGACUGAUUGCAGCGUCAGCGAUCGUCUCUGUCUCUCUUUUGCUCUCUUCCUCUUCUCUUUUUCUACCACCUUCCCUUCCCCUCCAUCUCUAUGCAGCUCGCUCUUUCCUUUCCGCUCUGCCCUCCAUUCCAAGGAGAGCACAGUAACUGAUCCUCCUGUACAUACUAAUUAUAGGGAGGGGAAGAGGAGAGAAGUCUUUCCACCUCUCACUUUACCAGGACCAAAAAUUGAGGAAAUGUGUGGAACCCCUUGUCUGAAUGCUGCGUGAACAGUGUUGUUUAUUUGGUGAAUGUGAACAAAUGUUUUAGGGUUGAUUUGCACUGGUUGAAUAUUGAUUAAAUGUAACUGGGUAUGUGUUGCAAGCUAAUUGUGUGAAUGAGAUGAUGAUGAGGUCAAAUAUUUUCUACAAUGUUUUUCACCAAUAAAAAUAUGUA
Messenger RNA from Seriola dumerili (greater amberjack), 2089 nucleotides. RefSeq names its product protein O-fucosyltransferase 1 (gene pofut1). The transcript has 7 exons. NCBI's taxonomy places the organism in Eukaryota, Metazoa, Chordata, Actinopteri, Carangiformes, Carangidae. Gene Ontology annotation, biological process: Notch signaling pathway; regulation of Notch signaling pathway; protein O-linked glycosylation via fucose. Gene Ontology annotation, molecular function: peptide-O-fucosyltransferase activity. Gene Ontology annotation, cellular component: endoplasmic reticulum. The coding region runs from base 8 to 1195 and encodes 395 amino acids. The record is from RefSeq and is a predicted model, not a curated record.